AUGAAUAUGGACGACGUUCCACUUCCUGCUAUCAACAUAUGGACAUUCUUCACCCUAGCUGCGCUAGAUAUCGCAGCAAAUGCGGCCGCCGGUCCAGCAGCAGUAGCGACCGCCGCGCAUGUUAAUGGGACUCCACUGACAGCGAGAGCAAUGCAAAUCGGUGCGCUCGCUGGAGUCACUAAAUCAGGGGUAUUGGCGUUCGUCGAAUUCGCGAGUUAUGCGGGAUUGCCAACGCCCGCGUGGAUACUAUUGGCUCUGGUGGCAAGUGGAUUUGGAAUAUGUGUCCUGGUCACGGCGGAGGUUAGCAAUUUGGUUCUUGGAGAAACACCGAGCGCGUUGCUUAUUGCGGCUGUUGUCGCUGCUAUUCCCCUUGCAGGAGAAUGUAUUGGGAUAUAUCAAUCCGCUGGGGGGCUAUAUGGUAGCAAACCCCAGACGCAACUUUGUAUUAUGGGGCUCGACGCGUUGGGGGGAUACGUGUUUGCUCGCUACGAUAUCUGCCCUUACAAUGUUGCUGCUGCGGCUGGGGCAGUAUACGGUGUUAUCACCGGCUUCUUUCAUACUAUCAUUGGGUGUAUGGCUGGGUUUACCCAUUAUGAGAGCACAAAUGGAAAUUAUGAAAUGCGGAAUGUCUUUGGGACUUCGCGAGGGUAUAACCCCAAUUGGAAUCAGAAUUCCUGGCAUUGA
This is a messenger RNA of Penicillium robsamsonii, 684 nucleotides long. RefSeq lists its product as uncharacterized. NCBI's taxonomy places the organism in Eukaryota, Fungi, Ascomycota, Eurotiomycetes, Eurotiales, Aspergillaceae. The transcript has 5 exons. The coding region runs from base 1 to 684 and encodes 227 amino acids. The record is from RefSeq and is a predicted model, not a curated record.